AUGGAUUCUUAAACAACAAGGAGAAUGAUUUCACAGGAGAGUUUUUUGGAACCAGCAGAAUUCAUUUCAGCUAGAACUGACACUAAGAUUAAAUUAGGAUAUCUGUUCAUUUAAAAUCCGAACAAAUUGGAAAGUAUAUGAUGCCACUACUAUUUCAGUGUUUGGAUUAAGAUAAGUAAGUUCCAGACUGCCUAAAUUCAAACAAGGUAAACCAUUAAUUGAGUUACCGUAAAAUGAAAAUUAGAAGUCGUUAGUGCACUAGUCUCAAUCCAUUGAAUGCAGAAAGCACAAUAAGAGUCUCUCCAAAUUGAUUUUGAAUAAGAGUUCUCAAGAACAACUGAUUUUGUCGAAUCCAACCUUUGUACCUGAGGAGAGGAGAGAAUAAAUGAAAUCGCCUAAAAGGAUUUUGUAGAGUCAUCAUAGCAGAUAAAGGAAGGAAUUGCCUCCUAUUUUGGCCAAUGCGAAUUUGUCUCCUCCUCCAUUUGAUACGAAUCAAAUGAAAAAAGAGAGGAAGCAGAGAAUUUCUGGGAAAAUAUACUUAGGUAGAUUAACUAAAUUUGAUUCCAAAUAAAGGGAAUCAGACUUAUAAAAGAAAUUCGUAGAUUAGUUGAGUUUUGAAAGUCCGAAUGCUAAAUUGCUUAUGAGACAUGUAAGUAUAUUGUUCUAAGUAAAAGCAAAAUGCAAAAAGGGCCAAAUAGAUCUCAUUGAGUUAAGCUGUUAAAGUGUUGAAGAGGAAUCAACAACAAGAAAAAAGAACUCGUUUGGAGUAUCUCUUCAAAUCAAAGGAGAAGGAAUUGAUAUCGCUAAUUUAAGGGAAUGAUGAAUAAUACUAAUCUAUUGAUGAAUUAUUAUGA
This is a messenger RNA of Paramecium octaurelia, 854 nucleotides long. The record is from the annotation of a GenBank genome assembly. NCBI's taxonomy places the organism in Eukaryota, Ciliophora, Oligohymenophorea, Peniculida, Parameciidae.